Tarenaya hassleriana is the source of this 2273-nucleotide messenger RNA. RefSeq names its product xyloglucan endotransglucosylase/hydrolase protein 24. The record is from RefSeq and is a predicted model, not a curated record. Bases 1256 to 2098 code for a protein of 280 amino acids. The transcript is spliced from 3 exons. Gene Ontology annotation, biological process: xyloglucan metabolic process; cell wall biogenesis. Gene Ontology annotation, cellular component: apoplast; cell wall. Gene Ontology annotation, molecular function: xyloglucan:xyloglucosyl transferase activity; hydrolase activity, hydrolyzing O-glycosyl compounds. NCBI's taxonomy places the organism in Eukaryota, Viridiplantae, Streptophyta, Magnoliopsida, Brassicales, Cleomaceae.
AAAAGAUGAACGAAUGCUUUUUUUUUUCAGAUAUUUGAGGUUAACAAAUGAUUGUCACAAAUUCACAAUUUGAUAUAAUCAUCAAAAUCGACUUUGCUUUGGACCGCUCUUAGUUUAUACGACAUUUGAAAAUUCCAACUUUCACUAAAAUCCAAGAUUUUAUAAAUACGACGUAUACACACACCACCCUGUGGGUGCACAUAUGCAUGCACGUACACACACGUAUGAUCCUAUAACCACUAGUUGCCACUAUAUUUAUAUAUACCAAUGGCUCGGUUUUUCAUAAUUAGAAACUCUAAAAUAUUUCCAAUAACCAUCUUAUCAUAUGAUGAUUUUAUGCGUCUAUAGGGCUGACCUGCACUAGAUGCUGGAUUCACAGAUUAAUACAUCAUUAUAUAAUUACCCAAUUGUCAUUGGGCUUAGUUAUUUAUAUAUGUUAUAUAAAAUAAGAUAAAGAUGUGGGCCCCAAGCAUGGCAGAUAGGUGUCAAAAAUUGAAAAGAAACAUCUCAUUGGCUUCCCUUUAACAUCACAUAAUGUAAAACCAACCAAAAACAAUAGAGAGAGAAACCGUGUGAUCUCUAUCUACUUGCUCUUUUGAUAACGCAAUCGAUCUUACCCAUAAACCCUAAUCCCUUUCUUGGUUGCUUCCUCCUUUUAUUCCCAUCUCACAAAUCCUUAAUCCAAUCGCAUAAUUAGACUAUUCGGGCUAGAAGGACCUAGAUUAAUAGUAUUAAUUUAGAUAUUUUAAUAUCAUUAAAUUUAGUCUUUAACUAUUUAAAUCAAUCCAUAUAAAGUUUCUAAAAUUAGUAUUAUUUUCAUUUGUGUCUCCAAUGAAAUCAAACUAAUAUUUUACCAAAAUGAAAUUCGAAAGAGAGGAAAUGAUUUCACAAUCGACGUGACCAAAAAAAAAAUUGAAGCUAUUCACAACAUCAAAACCAUAUAUAAACCACAUAAAAAAAAGAUAGAUAUUUGUGAAAAAGGAAUCAAUUUUUUUUUUCUCAAAAAUCAGGAUGGAUGCUAUAUUCUUACCAAAUGAUAUUUUGGUUAUUAGGGUCCAGCUGUAUACAAUCUUUGCAUGCAAUGUCUCUUCGUGUGCUUUUCCAUUGGCUCACCAACUCCAUAACCAAUUGCACGUAAUCCCCCUUUCAUUUCCCCCCCUAUAUAUAUACCUCUCCAUUUCAAUUCAUUUCCCACACAUCUCAAGCCAUAAUACAAAAAAAAAAGAUUCAACAUUUUCACAACAAAAAUUUGAAUAUGGCCAUCUUCAAGAUCUCUGUGCUCUCUGCAAUAUUUGCGACGUUAUUGGUCGUGUCGGCUGCUGAUUUCGGCCGGGAGGUGGACAUAACUUGGGGAAACGGUCGUGGAAAGAUACUCAACAAUGGCGAACUCCUCACUCUGUCUCUCGACAAGUCCUCAGGCUCGGGCUUUCAGUCCAAGAACGAGUUCUUGUUCGGAAAGAUCGAUAUGCAGAUCAAACUCGUGCCCGGAAACUCCGCAGGCACUGUCACCACCUUCUACCUGAAAUCUCCGGGAUCGACUUGGGAUGAGAUCGAUUUCGAGUUCUUGGGUAAUUUAAGUGGCGACCCUUACAUUUUACACACGAAUGUUUACACGCAAGGGAAGGGUAACAAAGAACAACAGUUCUAUCUCUGGUUCGACCCGACAGCAAACUUCCACACUUACUCCAUUCUCUGGAACCCUCAAAGGAUCAUAUUCUCCGUCGAUGGAACGCCGAUAAGAGAGUUCAAGAACUUCGAAUCGAUCGGAGUUCUCUUCCCCAAGAACCAGGCGAUGAGGAUGUACGCGAGCUUGUGGAACGCAGACGACUGGGCCACGAGGGGCGGCCUCGUCAAGACGGACUGGUCGAAGUCACCGUUCACAGCCUCUUACAAGAGCCUUAGAGUCGAGGCCUGUGUCUGGUCCAACGGAAGAUCGAGCUGCAACUCGAAACCCAGUUCAUGGUUCACUCAGGAGAUGGAUUCGACGAGCCAGGCAAGACUGAGAUGGGUCCAGAAGAACUACAUGAUCUACAAUUACUGUACGGACGGGAAGAGAUUUCCGCAGGGUCUCCCAAGGGAAUGCUCCAUGAGUUCAUAGAUCGACUGUGAAAUAUCUUUCUCUGCUUUUUAUGCUCUGUUUUUUUUUUGUUGUUCUUUGUCUGGUGUAUAUAUAUACAUAUAUAUAUAUAUAUAUGCUGUGGUGGUGGUGUUGGUUCUGAUUCUUUGGGUUGGAUUUGUAUAUUCCUACAAUAAAAGUGCGUCGCUGUUGUGUA